This is a messenger RNA of Lentinula edodes (shiitake mushroom), 2401 nucleotides long. RefSeq names its product ribosomal protein L1p/L10e family-domain-containing protein. The record is from RefSeq and is a predicted model, not a curated record. Bases 34 to 2238 code for a protein of 734 amino acids. The transcript has 4 exons. Lineage: Eukaryota; Fungi; Basidiomycota; Agaricomycetes; Agaricales; Omphalotaceae.
UUUCUUCACUCAAAUUGUUCCAACCUUUUCGUCAUGGCCAAAGACGAAUUAAUAGACGACCGGGUGUCGUUGAACCAUUGCGAGCAGGCCGUUGAUGCUCUUUUCACCCAUGUAUCGGAUGUUGCUGCCAAAAAGGCUGAUACGCAGCUGCUACCUGAUACGGAACAAUCAUUCUGGCUGACGGUGGCAUUAAAAAAGCAACCCCAGAGUUCCAGUCUCAAAGUCUUCACAAUUCCGGUCGCCUAUCCAAUUGUUGAUCCUCGAAAAGAGUCCGUUUGCCUGAUCACCAAAGACCCGCAACGAACGUACAAAGAUUUAAUCGUUGACAACGAUAUCCAUUUUAUUCAUAAGGUCGUGGGCAUUGAGAAGCUCAAAGGGAAAUUCAAAGCCUACGACGCCCGUCGCGCUCUGCUGAAGGAACAUGGCUUGUUCCUGGCAGAUAAACGAAUUAUUCCCCUUCUCCCAAAACUUCUCGGAUCGAAAUUUUUCGACGCAAAGAAGCAACCUCUUCCUGUCACAGUUACUCGCAAGGAUCUCAAGAAGGAGUUAGAACGUGCAAUAAAUUCGACCUAUAUGCCAUCCAUUCGUGGUACUGCUCUGUCAAUCAAAGUUGGCAAAUUUUCUCAACCAGCGGCUCAGGUUGUUGCUAAUAUCAAGACUGCAUUACCGGCUAUCGCUGCACGAGUGAAUGGCGGGUGGGACAAUAUCCAGGGUCUCGGCCUGAAAACGAGCAAUAGCGUUAAUCUGCCAAUUUGGAGUUGUUCACUGGACGAUACCGAUGGCGGUCGCUGGGCUGGUUUGACUGCGGAGGACGAGGAGGACGAAGAUGAGAGCCCAGGUGAAGAAGAUGAGGACGAAGACGAGAGCCAAGGUGAAGAUGAGGAUGAAGAGCUUGAACAGGACGAAUCUAUGGAUAGUGACGAAGCCGACAAAGAUGUGGAUAUGGACGGAGAUGACGAAAAGAGUGAUUCGCCAGCGGUUAUGCAGACGGGUAAAUCCAAAGGGAAAAAGCGCGCGGCAGACGUAGACGAAGACAACCAGAUCGUUGCAAGUCCGAAAAGGAAAAAGUCGAAAAAGAGCUCUGAUGGAUCUUCGUUGUCUGCCAAGGAUGGCACUGUCGAUGUCCCAACUACAUCGAAGAAAUCCAAACAGAUCGUGUCUACUCCCGCCAAAACAGUCGCCAAAGAAUCCGCCACGUCCAUAUCCCCCGCAAAAGACGUCGUUUCUGCCUCUAAACCCAGAGCAAAGAAAGGAACUGCAUUACAAGCCCCUACUCCCACUGCUGCCAAUACUCCUGCCACCACGAAAAAGGCCACAGCUGCUGUUGACAAAAAAUCGACAAAGAAAAAAUCGGCAGAAACUACAGAUGCUGCAGAUGCGGCUUCCGUCACCACCACCAUUCCUAAUACUUCUGCUUUGAAGGAUGCUCCAAAGAAAGAUAAGAAAAAAGAGGGAAAACCCAGUCCUACGGCAUCCGGCGGGCUCACGAAGCCUGCUCCUACCCCAAUCGUUGCUCCUAUCGCUACUACUUCCACAGAGUCUAUGUCUGCACCGGCAAAUAAAUCGAAAAAACCGCUUGCAUCAAAGACUGCUCCUGUUGAGCCCCUUGUUGACGUCUCUGUCUCUACACACGGGGAACCCCCCUCUACUCAGAAGAAGGGCAACAACGUGGGGGUCAAGGCGAAGAAGGUCGAGUCUGUCGCGACAGUUGUAGAGGAAAAGGACACGAGCUCUUCCAAGAAGGCAAAGAAAGAGAAAAGGACGACUCCUGCUGUCGAGGUCUCGGAAAAAAUACCUACGGUAGAGGUAGAGGUGAAGGAUGAAAACCCGAAGAAAAAGAGGAAGGAGAAGAAGGCGAAACUGUCAAGUGAUGGUGCACUGGAAACUGAAGUGACAGAUGUGGUCGUUGCCGUUACUGAGAACGCAAAGGAGGGGAAGGAGGAGCAGAAGAAGGAGAAGAAGAAGAAAGGGAAAAAAUUAAUCGAUCCUGCAGCAGGUCCCGAAGAUGAUGCCAUGGUCAUGGAUACUGCUCCUGCUCCGGACGCAGUGGAAAAGAAACCCAAGAAGGACAAGAAAUCCUUGGUUGCUGAUGAAAAGGAAGUUCCAGCAUCAUUGAGUAAAGAGGAGUUGAAGAAGAAGAAAAGCGAUGCGCCUGGGGAGAAAAAGAAAAACAAGGUUUCGAAGGCUAAGGGAGGCAAGAGCGUGAAGGAUUCUUUGCUGGGGAAGAAGGUUGUGUGAAGUACUUACGAAGUACAGGCAGUUAUAAGAUCUUUCUCUUUCGCUAUCGCUGUUUCUAUCGAUCUAUGGUUUUUUUGCGCCUACCGAUGGUAGUGGGAUAUCUACUAGCACAUUGUAUGAGACUUCAGAAUAUAUACAUAUGUAAUCCAACUUCGACGCAAGC